Pieris brassicae (large cabbage white) is the source of this 2523-nucleotide messenger RNA. Its product is annotated as ornithine decarboxylase 1-like. The transcript is spliced from 12 exons. The record is from RefSeq and is a predicted model, not a curated record. Gene Ontology annotation, molecular function: ornithine decarboxylase activity. Bases 594 to 1958 code for a protein of 454 amino acids. NCBI's taxonomy places the organism in Eukaryota, Metazoa, Arthropoda, Insecta, Lepidoptera, Pieridae. Gene Ontology annotation, cellular component: cytoplasm.
UACUUUGGUGCACUGUCUAAAAAUUUAGGAGCGAAAUUUGACGCAUCUUACAACCUAUUAUCAACAACGAGAGCUAAUAAUUUUGUACGAGGCAAACUAUAUUGAUAAAUUCCAUGAUUAAAACGCUUGUAUAGACGCAAAUCAAUUUGCCCUAUUACGCAAUAAAGGACCCAUGUUACGAAACGGUUCGUUUGUAAAAAGCUGGUGGUAAAACUAACCUUAUUUAUUUUAUCUAAAUAAAGACAGUGUCAAAUGACAAGAUGGCAUUACUUCACUGGAAAGGAAUAUAAGAAAAGUCUAAGUUAUAUUUUAACAGGAGCGGGCUCGUCCGGCGCGUGUAGCGGUGCCGGGCGACACGCGACGCGCUGCUGGCGCCGAGCGCUCAACGUUGACCCGCCCUGGCUGCGGCGCACGCCGCCCCGCUGACGUCACACGCACAACUGACACCCGUGGAGUAGCGCUACCGGGCCACCGACGCACAGUGCCAAGUGUCCGGGCGUAACCGAGCAAAGGAAAGGUUGACUCGACAAUCGCCGGACCAACGGUCUGCCGAUCUCACCGUCACAUCGCAUCGAGAGAUAAAGUAGAGCCGAAUGAAACCCGGCGCCAUGCGUCUGGCCGACGAGGAGCGCGUGUGCGUGAUGGAGGGGGAAUGGAGCCCCUCGGGGGUCAUCAGACAGGUGGUCGAGGAAGGACAGGAGGACCCCUUCUACGUCAUGGACCUCGGAGAAGUGGUGCGUCGCUACCAGCACUGGAAGGCUAUGAUGCCGCGCGUCGAGCCCUUCUACGCCGUGAAAUGCAAUGACGAUAAGCUGCUGGUGCGGACGUUGGCCGCGCUCGGGACGGGCUUCGACUGCGCCUCCAAGGCGGAAAUACAACUCGUCAUGGAUAUGGGCAUUAAGGCCGAGCGCAUAAUAUUCGCGAAUCCCGCGAAGAUGGCGUCCCACAUCCGCUACGCCACCGCCCGAGGAGUCACCACCAUGACUUUCGACUCGGAGUCAGAGCUGCACAAAAUCAAGCAGAUCUCGCCUGACGCACGGCUGGUGAUCCGCAUCCGCUGCGACGCAGCGGCGGCCCAGUGUCCUCUGGGCAUCAAGUUCGGCUGCGAGCCUCUCGCGGAGGCCCCUCGUCUGCUCAAACUCGCCGCCGUGCUGAAGCUCAACGUGGUGGGCGUCUCGUUCCACGUGGGUUCCGGCGCCGGCGAGAGCGUCGUCUACGCUCGCGGGAUAAAGAUGGCGCGCGUGCUGUUCGAUCUGGGAGACACUCUCGGCCUCGACAUGCGAACGGUCGACAUCGGCGGCGGCUUCGCCGGCAACGCCGACUCCGACCUGCGAGACGUGGCCCGUGUGGUGAACGCGGCGAUCGAGGCGAACUUCGGCGAGCGCGAGGUGCGCGUGAUCGCAGAGCCGGGCCGAUACUUCGCGGCCGCCGCGUACACGCUCGCGACCAUGGUGCACGCCACCAGGCAGCUGACGAACGCGUCGUCCGAGUCCCACACCAUGUACUUCAUAAACGACGGCGUCUACGGCUCCUUCAACUGCGUGCUCUACGACCAUCAGACCGUAGUCGCCGAACCGCUGGACGCGUGCGACUCCCGGCCCGAAGCCUGCUCCGUGUGGGGUCCGACCUGUGACGGUUUGGAUUGCGUGAUUGCCUCUUGCCUCCUCCCCGCUUUGCGCACGGGACAGUGGCUGGUCUUCAAGGACAUGGGCGCCUAUACGCUCCCAGUGGCCUCCGCUUUCAACGGGUUCCCCGUGCCUAAAGUCAAGACGAUUGUCGAUAAACGACUUUGGGACGUUCUAAAAGAGCUGUGGCCGUUGAACGAGGCCGACGUAACGGUGGACACCUGCCCCCUCGGCCCCCAGAGCCCCGAGUCUCUGACCCCUCGCUCGGAAACCCCCUCCCCCACUUUGGAAAGCCCCCAUCACACCGUGUUCGUAGAGUGCGCGCUCAAGUAGUGAACCCCGGAACGCGUUACACAGCACUUGGUCAUUUUAAUUAUAUUUAAUUUAAGUGAAUUUCGUUUACUGUGUGUUUAGCAUCCCCAAACGACUCAUUUAGUAUCAAUUCGUAUUUUUCGUAUUUGAAUGGUCUUCGGUGUAUUUUCUUUAUUGAGGUUAUCGGUAUAUUUGCGUGUAACGUGUCGUUUUACAUUAACUGUAGUGCAAUAAUGUUUACGUGUCGCUUUGUUACUAACGAGCACUUGCAAUCAUUUUCUGUCUUAGCCGUUGUCUAAAAACAUAAGUGACCGCGAAAAAAAGUACCGCCACAGUAUUAUUUCUGUCUCCGUAUGUCUAAAUGCAAGGAAUGAGAUGGAUAUAUUUCACAUGGUUGUAUUAUAUAAGUGGCCUUUAUGUAUUUGGACAAUUAUAUAAUCGUUAUGCAUUUUAUUAUUAAACCUUUUCAGCAUUUUUUGCAAAUUUACUAUUAUUUACCGUUACAUGUUCAUACAUUCAUGUUUCGAUUGAUUUAACUUGUUUAGUGUUUCUCUCUAGUGAUACAAAAAUAAAUGUAUUCAUUGGA